Molecule: messenger RNA, 894 nt
Organism: Lasiodiplodia theobromae
Lineage: Eukaryota; Fungi; Ascomycota; Dothideomycetes; Botryosphaeriales; Botryosphaeriaceae
Product: Short-chain dehydrogenase/reductase SDR
Exons: 5
Coding region: 1-894 (297 amino acids)
Molecular function (GO): oxidoreductase activity
Source: RefSeq, a predicted model, not a curated record
AUGGCUUCAUCACUGGUUGAUUGCAACACGGAUUUCGAUGUCGGUGCGGUUCGCGGGAAAACUGCGAUUGUCACUGGCGGGGCGCAAGGAAUCGGAGAAUCCUACGUCAGAGCUCUCGUUAAUGCGGGCGCAUACGUCGUCAUCGGCGACAUCGCCUCCAAACCAGCCGAAAAGCUAGUCUCCGAGUUCCCAGACCAACUCCACUUCGCCAAAUGCGACGUCACCCAAUGGCCGGACCAAGUCGCCCUCUUCCGCGCCGCGCGCACCUUCUCGCCAACCUCGCUCAUCCACAUCGUCGUCGCCAACGCCGGCAUCAGCACCAGCGUCGACAGCAUCUUCGCGACCAACGAAGAAUCUCUCGACGCGGAGCCCGCUGAGCCCUCGCUCGCCAUGGUCGACGUCAACUACAAGGGCGUUCUCUACACGACCAAGCUUGCCCUGCACUGCUUCCGCCGCCAGCACGCGGCUGCCCUCGCCGACGGUGCCCCGCCGCCCGAGACGAGUCUCGUGCUGCAGGGGUCCAUCGCGGCGUAUUUGGAUGCGUCGACGUUUUGCCAGUAUGCGUCGGGGAAGUGGGCGGUGCGUGGGCUGAUGAGGUCGCUGAGGCGGGUUGUUGGCGCGCAUGGGACGAGGGUGAAUACGAUUUGUCCUUCGUUCCUCAGGACGGCGCUGGUUCCGCCGCAGCUGAUUGAACACCUCGACGCGAAUGGUAUUGCGCUGGCGUCCGGUGAAGACGCGGGGCAGUGUCUGCUGCGUAUCGUGAGCGACCGCGAGAUGAAUGGGCGGGCACUGUGCGUUCUGGCUAGGAGCUUGGUCAAGCAGGCACCGAGGGGGUACUACGAUAUGGACUCGGAGGGAAUUCUUGAGGGUCCCUGGCAGAAGAUAUUUCAGUAG